Molecule: messenger RNA, 7686 nt
Organism: Aspergillus pseudoviridinutans
Lineage: Eukaryota; Fungi; Ascomycota; Eurotiomycetes; Eurotiales; Aspergillaceae
Product: type I polyketide synthase
Exons: 11
Coding region: 1-7686 (2561 amino acids)
Biological process (GO): fatty acid biosynthetic process; secondary metabolite biosynthetic process
Molecular function (GO): phosphopantetheine binding; 3-oxoacyl-[acyl-carrier-protein] synthase activity; fatty acid synthase activity
Source: RefSeq, a predicted model, not a curated record
AUGGAUGGCGCUUCAAACGGGUCCUUGGCUGCCUUGGAGCCCAAUGGACAGAGCAAUGGGCAUCUCAACGGGGCCUCAAACGCAUACUCGAAUGGACAUAUCAAUAGACACACGAACGGAUAUACCGAUGGUCAUGUCGACGGCAACGGUCACCAUCGGCAUGUAAAUGGGUACGCCAAUGGGUAUACCAAUGGUCAUAUCGAGGAUUACACACGGCAUGAAGAUCUUGAAGAUCACAAACCUCCAGCUCCAGUCGCCAUUUGUGGCAUGGGUAUGCGACUGCCCGGCCGGAUCCGUGAUGAACAGUCCUUCUACGAAUUUCUCAUCAACAAAGGAGACGCUCGCUCUUCUACGCCAAAUGACCGGUACAACGUGGAUGCAUAUUAUAGUCCUCAUGGAAAGCACGGCACAGUGAUCACCAAGCAUGGCUACUUUCUCAAUGACACUGACCUAUCCCAAUUUGACCCUUCCAUGUUCAGCAUCACGGCUGCCGAAGCUGAGCAGCUGGACCCUAGUCAACGGCUGAUGUUGGAGGUUGUUCGCGAAGCCCUGGAACGGGCUGGUGAAUCGAAUUGGCGAGGCAAGGAAAUUGGAACGUAUGUAGGCCUGUUCUCGGAUGAUUGGCAAGACCUACACCGCAAGGAUACAAAUUUCUAUAACCCCUACCACCUCAUGGGCGCAUUGGACUUUGCAAUCGCGAACAGGAUCUCAUACGAGUAUGAUCUAAAGGGGCCAAGCGUAGUGUUCAAAACUGCCUGCUCUUCAGCAGGGAUGGGCUUACAUGAGGCCGUACAAGCCAUCCAGCAGGGCUCUAUUAAAUCCGCUAUCGUCGCUGGUGCCAACCUCAUCCUUGCGCCCGGAAUGACAGUCGGUAUGAGCCUGCAAAUGACUCUUUCACCAGACGGGUCUUCCAAGUCCUUCGACGCCUCUGCCGACGGCUACGCCCGCGGCGAAGCUGUGACAGCCCUCUACAUUAAGCGACUGGACGAAGCCAUACGAGACGGGAAUCCUAUUCGAGCGGUAAUUCGCGCAUCGGCCAGCAACGCUGACGGCAAGACACCCGGAAUAGCCAAUCCUAAUCCGGAUGCUCAUGAAGCUGCCAUCCGUAAGGCCUACAAAGCUGCGGGCCUUGACUUUUGUCAAACCGCUAUGGUGGAGGCACAUGGCACUGGGACAUCAGUGGGAGAUCCCAUUGAGGCAAAGGCCAUUGCAGAGUGCUUCGGAAAGGAUGGGGUUUACUUGGGCGCGGUUAAGCCCAACAUGGGCCACAGUGAAGGUGCAGCAGUCAUUACAAGUAUCAUCAAGGCAACAGUUUCGCUGGAGCAUCAAACGAUUAUUCCCAACAUCAAGUUCCGGACGCCCAAUCCAGCAAUUCCCUGGAAGGAAGCUAAAUUGGUUGUCCCUGUCGAGCCUUGUCCCUGGCCCAAGCAUCGCGCCGAGAGGUUGAGUGUGAAUUCUUAUGGGAUUGGUGGAUCUAAUGUCCAUUUCAUUCUUGACUCGGCUGCUUCAUUCGGUCUUGCUAUCCCAAAUUCUAUCCCGGCAGCGCUCCAGGAUCCAAAGCAGACGAAAACAGUGCUAGUGUUCUCUGCUGGGCAUCCAGAGUCGUUGAAGCAAAUUGUCAGAAAUCACCAGGAUUAUAUACUCGAGCAUCCGAAUCGCCUGCAGCAUGUCGCUUAUACCCUUGCAGAGAGAAGAGAGCACUUGAAAUAUAGAGCUUUCUGUGUGGCGGAUGGCAAAGCACCGCUCACUGAGCCUGUAGCAACAGCCUGUCAAAGUCAGAGCCAAGUAGCAUUCGUUUUCACCGGACAGGGCGCUCAAUGUUGUACUGACAAGCCCAGGGUCCAUAUGGGAAAACAGCUGAUGGCCGACUACCCGCCGUUCAUGAGCAACAUCCGGUCGAUGGAUAGGAUUUUACAAAGCUUAGAACAUGCCCCAUCAUGGUCGAUCGAGGGCAAGUCUUACCCUAUCACCUUUUCUGCUUAUGUUCUGUCCGACUGUGACGACAAAUCUAUCCUCGCGAAAGCGGAAUACGCCCAGCCAAUCUGCACUGCCUUGCAGCUGUCGCUUGUCGACCUUCUUGAGACGUGGAGAAUUACUCCCUCGGCAGUAGUUGGCCAUUCUAGUGGUGAGAUAGCUGCGGCCUAUGCUGCAGGCUCUUUGACAAAGGCGGAUGCCCUCACCGCUGCGUUCUAUCGCGGAUAUAUCUGCAAGAAGCCACAAAAGAUGGGAGGAAUGGCGGCCGUUGGCCUCGGAAAGGAAGAAGUAACGCCAUUCAUCCUUCCAGGUGUGACAAUUGCUUGCGAGAACAGUUCCUCUAGUGUCACUCUUUCGGGUGAUAUAGAGAGCCUGGAGAAGGUGAUGGCCGACAUUAAGGAUAAGAACGAGCAUGCUUUUGUUCGAAGACUGCAAGUGGAGAUGGCAUAUCAUUCAGAUCACAUGCGCCUUGUCGGUGACGCAUAUCAUGACCUUAUUGCGAAACAUCUGGAUCCUCGCCCACCAAAGGUUCCAUUUUUUUCUAGCGUGCAUGGCGGAAAGGUCCUUUCCAGAGCGUUCCAAUUUGGGCCUCGUUACUGGCAGGAGAACUUAGAAAGGCCUGUGCUCUUCCGCUCGGCUGUGAAUUCAAUGUUAAGAGACUCACCACAGGCGGUACUUCUCGAGGUCGGUCCGCAUUCGACGCUACGAGGCCCAUUGCGGCAAAUCUGUCAAGAAGCAUCUCACUCGGCCCACUAUGUAUCAACCUUAUCGCGAGGCGAAAAUGACACAGACUCAUUUCUAUCUGCCGUGGGUCAGCUGUACACAUUGGGCGUGACCAUUAAGAUUCCUCUGGAACCUAUCAAUGCUGCCGUAUUGACAGACCUUCCGACAUAUCCAUGGCACUACCAGAGAAGCUAUUGGUCAGAAACUAGGGUUAUGAAGAAUUGGCGACUUCGCAAACACCUUCCUCAUGACUUGCUGGGCGUCCGUACUCUUGAAGGGACGGAUCUGGUGCCAACAUGGCGAAAUGAAGUACGCAUCGUAGACGUACCCUGGCUGAGGGACCAUUGUGUCGGAAAUGACAUAAUCUUCCCAGCUGCCGGUUACAUUGCCAUGGCGGGCGAGGCGGUUUAUCAACUUGGAGAUUACACUACCCGCGACUAUACAGUGAAGAAUGUUGAUCUUCGUCAGGCACUUGUUCUACAUGAGGAACAGGCCACUGAAAUGGUUACGACGCUCCGUCCUCAACGCCUGACUACGAGUCUUGACAGCGACUGGUACGAAUUCCAGAUUGUUUCGUACGAUGGUGCCGGAUGGAACAAGCAUUGUUCAGGACUGGUCCGAAAAGGCCGCGCAUCUGCCUGUCCUGCUUCAGCGACGCGAAUACCCGAGACGCUUCCUAGAAGAGUUUCUUCUCCUCGAUGGUACGCAACCAUGGCACGAGUAGGUCUGAAUUAUGGGCCUCGGUUUACGGGACUUGAGAAUAUUAGUGCGGGUGUUACAGAGAAGAAAGCCGCGGCCGACAUCAUUGAUCACCCGGGAAAUGAGUUCGAGUCGUUGUACGCUCUGCACCCAGCUACCCUCGACCUCGUCUUGCAAACGUGGACGGUGGCCGCAUUCCAGGGUGAAUACCGCGCGUUCAAGCAACUAUUCCUACCAACCUUCAUCGAAGAGUUAUUUGUUGGUGACGGAAGAGGUAAAGAGAUACGCAUCAGCACCGCAACAACUGGCCGUAAUGUGGCACAAGGCCAAUCUUACGGUGUCGGAAACAACGGCGAUCUGAUAUUCUUCCUGAAGGGCUUCCGUGGCACUGCGCUAGAAUCAGACGAAAGCCUCCCUGAUUUGACGGCGCUAUCACUACAAUGGAAGCCGGACUUCUCCUUCCUUGACGCUUGUAAGCUGACACGUCCGACGUACAAUGUCCGGGAACAGCUUGCUCUUGCUGAGCGGCUCUAUUUGCUGUGCGCUGUGGAAGCAAACAAAGCCAUUCAGGGGGUCACCGCGACCCAACCGCACUUCGAGCGGUAUCGUAGGUGGCUCACGACGCAAUGCCCCAGGUUUGAGCAGCCAGAUUACCCACUCGUCGAGGAUUCGGUUGACUUAGUGAAUAUGUCCACCGAGGCUCGCCGUAAUCUCAUAACAGAGGUUCUUAACCAAUGUCGAGCUGCAGGCUGUGGUGCAAUCGCAACAGCUGUUUGGCGCUCUUACGAUCAGCUGGCAAACGUCUUCGAGGGCAAGACUGAUUUCUUAGAUCUGCUGAUUCAUGAUGGCACACUAUCCUCGAUCUACGAUUGGAUGAAUGAUAUUUGGGAUGUGAGCGAUUUCUUUCAACUGCUUGGCCACAACCAACCUCAGAUGAAGAUACUCGAAAUCGGAGCUGGCACAGGGGGUUUAACAGCGAAGAUACUCAAACACCUUCAGUCUGAAUUCGGAGAGCGACUGUAUCUGCAGUACACAUUUACAGAUGUUUCUUCAGGGUUUUUCGUCGCCGCCAAAGAAAGAUUCAAGCAAUACGAUGCAAUCGAAUACAAGGUGCUUGAUAUUUCAAGAAACCCGCUGGAACAGGGUUUCAACGCCGAGGAAUAUGAUCUUGUCAUUGCCUCGAAUGUCCUUCAUGCCACUCCCAUUUUGCACGAUACCCUUAGUCAUGUACGGACGCUUCUGAGGCCUCAAGGCCGUCUCUUCUUGCAAGAGCUAUCCCCAAUCACAAACUGCAUGGUGUUUAUAAUGGGCCUCUUCUCUGGCUGGUGGCUCGGCGAGGCAGACGGCCGUAUCGAAGGACCAUUCCUACCUCCCGAGGAAUGGGACACCAGACUGCGUGCCGCAGGCUUCAGUGGAUGUGAGACGGUCACAUUUGACAACGAGAGGCCUUAUCAUAUCAAUGCCAACAUUGUCGCCAGACCUGCCAUGCAUUUUGAGUAUCCGAAGCAAGUCAGCCUUCUUUCUGGCCAUUCCCAGAUUCAUCCACUUGCGUUUCAGUUGGAAAUAUUGCUACGUGACAAGGGCUACAGUCCUCAACACUAUCAAUGGGGCUCAGAAGAGCAACCACCUGCUGACCAAGAUCUGAUUUCCUUCAUGGACCUCGACGGACCACUCCUGAAAAAUACCACCGAAAAGGACUGGGACCUUCUAAUACAGACAAUUCAGUCUCUACAAGAAGCUUCUGUGCUUUGGCUUACUCCACCGGCACAAAUCAACGCGAAGGAUCCGCACGCAGCCUUGAUUCUCGGAGUGGCAAGGACCAUCCGGUCUGAGCUGGAUAUGCCACUAGCGACUUUAGAGCUUGAGAACAUCGACACUCCUGAGGCAGCAGAUGCAGCUCUGAAUGUCUUCCGAAGAGUGCAAAGGUGUAAAGAUGAAAUGGCUGAAUUAGAUCCAGACAUGGAAUUUGCCUGGGUAAACGGCGCAGUGCACAUCGGACGCUUCCACUGGUACCCUAUCCCAAGCGCCUUGAAGGCCACUGCUGUGCCACCGGACACCAAAGCCCUGGCGAUCAGCAAACGAGGUCUUUUGCAAACCCUUCACUGGAGUGGACGGCCUCUUCCGGAGCUCCCUGCAGACCAAGUCCAGGUUGAAAUGAAGGCAGUUGGGUUAAACUUCACAGACGUGCUCAUUGCCAUGGGUGUAAUCAACAGUGUCGAUGCUCUCGGGGACGGGUAUAACACCUUUGGUUUGGAAGGCGCUGGCUAUGUCAGCAAAGUCGGCACUGGCGUCGAUCAUGUCAAGCCAGGGGAUAGGGUGAUGCUGAUCGGGACGAAUUCGACCGGCCUUGCUACCCAAGUGCAACGGCCUGGAGGGUUUGUGCUGCCGAUACCCGACCAUCUCAGCUUCGAGGACGCGGCAACCAUGCCGGCCGUCUAUGUAACCGUGCUUCUGGGACUGUUUGACAAGGCGCAGCUUGCCAAGGGCCAAUCUAUUCUGAUUCACGCUGCCGCAGGGGGCAUUGGUAUAGCCGCCAUCAACAUUGCUCGGUGGAUUGGGGCGGAUAUCUACUGCACCGUAGGCUCAGAAGAAAAAGCUGACUUCCUGGUCAAAGAGUUUGGAAUCCCGCGUAACCGAAUCUUCCAUUCCCGCGACACCAGUUUCCGUGAUGAUUUGAUGGCGGCUACUGAUGGUGUUGGGGUUGACUGUGUGCUGAACUCUGUAUCCGGCGAGCUCCUUCACACCUCGUGGGAGUGUGUAGCCUCCUCCGGAUGCAUGGUGGAGAUUGGCAAGCGCGACAUGAUUGGACGAGGUCAAUUGGCUCUGGACAAGUUCGAAGACAAUCGCACGUUCAUAGGCGCCGAUUUGUCGCGGUACACUGUUUUCAACAAACCCGCCGUCGCUCGAUUGAUGAGGAUGAUGCUGGAUCUGUAUAUCGAUGGUCACAUCACGCCCGUCCACCCAAUCACGUUGUUUGACGCCGAGAGCGUUGAAAGUGCCUUUCGCUACAUGCAACAAGGUAUUCACAUUGGAAAGGUCGUGAUCAAGUUUCCCGACGCUGAAAGUUCACUUCCAUGGGCUCCUACAAUCCCCAAACCCUCGUUCCGCGGCGACCGAUGCUACCUCCUGGUUGGUGGCAUGGGUGGCCUUGGGCGAGCUAUUGCUACGUGGAUGGCAACGCACGGCGCCAAGCACCUAAUCUUCCUUUCACGAUCAGCCGGUAAGACGGACGACGAUCAGGCCUUCAUUCAAGAGCUCAAUCUCAUGGGUUGCGCUGUGCAGGCAUGGGCAGGCGAUGUCGCCGAUCCUCUCAUGGUGCAUAAUGCCAUCGAGCAAGCGCCCAUGCCUAUCGCAGGCGUGAUGCAGAUGGCCAUGGUCCUCCGCGACAUUGGGGUCAUGGAUAUGGACCUCGAGACCUACCAGGCCGCGACCCGGCCCAAGGUCGACGGAACCUGGAACCUACACAACGCAGUUCCCAACGACGAACUAGACUUCUUCGUCCUCUUCUCCUCCGUCUGCGGCAUGGUCGGCUACUACGGACAAGCAAACUACGCUGCUGCAAACACCUUCCUGGACGCCUUCGUCCAGUACCGUCACAAGCGUGGUCUCCGGGCAUCGGUCAUGGACAUCGGCGCCGUCAACGACGUGGGCUACAUCAGCCGCACACCGGCAGCCAAGGACGCCAUGCUAGCCAGCGCCGGCCGCCUCAUUACAGAACAGGACUUCCUCGACACGCUCCAGCUAACCAUCGCGCGGUCCUCGCAAGCCCCGAUCUCAUCCCCAGCAGCUUCCCCAGAGUCAGGGACCACAGGCGUGCAGUUCCAGAACCCGAGCCAAGUGACUCAAGCCCUCGAAUGCCGACUGCCCAUCAUGCACCCGCAGAACAAUAUCAUUUGGAAACGAGACCCGCGCAUGGCCAUCUACCGCAACAUCGAGACCGUUGCCGGGGAUAACGAAGCAACGACCAGCGGAAUCAAGCCGUUCUUAUCGUCUGCCAAUGCUGACCCAAGCCAGUUGGAUCAGCCUGCCGCGGCGGAGUUCCUGGCAGGUGAAAUCCGGGACCGCGUGGCGACUUUCCUGAUGCGCAGGGAGGACGAGGAGCCCCUAGACCUAGGGCUAACUCUGUCCGCGGCCGGCGUAGAUUCCCUGGUGGCCAUCGAGGUGCGGAACUGGUGGAAGCAGAAUUUAGGAGUGGAAGUGUCCGUACUGGAAUUGAUGAACGGGGGCAGUAUGCUUCGGCUAGGAGAAUUAGCGGCCAAGAGGCUGCGGGAGAAAUUGGGCAAUAGAUGA